CGCCGGCAACAGCGAGCGGAGACACGCGGUGGUGAAGCCUUGUGAAAUUAAAACGUUUCUGGAAAAGAAGACGCUGCUAUCUGUUCGUGUCAGCUUGCGCCGCGUAACAUAAUUUAUAUUUAUUUCUUUUUAUAAGGCCCGUUUUUCGGUGAUCGCAUUUUAAAUCUAAUUUGAAUUAGCCACGGUCCCUCCCUCGCAACGUUCCGGUGAGCGCGCGCGCGCUAUCCUUUUUAAUUUAGCGCCUAAAAGGAUUUAUUUCCUAAACGAAAAUUAACUACUGGAAGCGCGGAUGUUCCCCUGCUCAUCUGCUGCUCUUAAAGUUGCACAAUGGCUACCUCAUCACACUGCGCACUAACCCAGACCCAAAGAAACUGUAACUUGUUUAACAUAAUUAUAGGAUAGCAAUAAGCCUCAUCAGUUGGCGCACUAUACCUCUGUUUUCUUGCCUGUCCCUGAUUUGGGCCUUCAAGAAAACCUCCAAUAGUUGAUCUGUUUGUAUAUUUAUAGCGUUAUUAGCUUUACGAGGUCAUUUACAAUGGUUACGACAAUGACAACCGUGACUGCAACCGUGACUGCAAUCGUGGAAGCGACGCAGGGCCCCUUGAGGGAAUACUUAUGGCUUCUGAUCAUCGGCUUCAUCAUCGCCUUCAUCUUGGCAUUCUCGGUGGGCGCCAAUGACGUCGCCAACUCGUUUGGUACUGCGGUGGGCUCCGGGGUGGUCACCCUCAAGCAGGCUUGCAUCCUGGCCACCGUGUUCGAGACGCUGGGUUCGGUACUCCUCGGCGCCAAGGUCAGCGAAACCAUCCGCACGGGGAUCAUCGACGUGGGCACGUACAACAGCUCUGAUUCUGAACGUGUCUUGAUGGCCGGAUACAUCAGUGCCAUGUUUGGUUCUGCUGUGUGGCAGCUGGCUGCCUCCUUCCUCAAGCUACCCAUCUCCGGAACACACUGCAUUGUUGGUGCUACCAUUGGGUUUUCUUUAGUAGCCCAAGGCCAGGAGGGAGUCAGGUGGCUCCAGCUUCUCCGUAUUGUCGCGUCCUGGUUUCUGAGUCCCCUUCUGUCUGGUAUAAUGUCUGCUGUGGUUUUCUACAUUGUGCGCGUUUUUAUUUUGCACAAGAAAGACCCGGUGCCGAACGGACUGAAGGCCCUGCCCGUGUUCUACGCCAUUACAAUGGGAAUCAACCUGUUCUCCAUCAUGUUCACUGGAGCGCCGAUGCUGGGACUAGACAAGCUCCCUUGGUGGGGCGUCCUGCUCAUCUCGCUCGGCUGCGCGGUGCUGACGGCCUUGGUGGUGUGGUUCGUCGUCUGCCCGCGGCUGAAGAACAAGAUUGAACGAGAUAUAAAGUCCUCCAGCCCGUCGGAGAGCCCCCUCAUGCAGAAGAGCGAGCUGCGGGAGCCCCACUGUCCCAUUCUCAAACACACCGACAAGGACGUGCAGUCAGCCCCGACUGACGAGGAAAUCCCCGCAGUCCCGCCCCCUUCCGAGGAGCGCCGCGUGGCGUUCAACAUCGGAGACUGCGACGAGACUGAAAUCGUCAAAGAGCGCAAGGUGGCCUUUGACAUUGGGGAGUCCGAUGAAACAGAGUGUAACAAUGCAAAUGAGGUCUCCAAGCAGCACAGCAACGGCUCUGCCCAUCAGGCCCAGUUCAACAACCGGCCGGCGCAGAUCCCGAGCAACGGUUACAGUCAGUACCACACGGUCCAUAAGGACUCAGGUCUCUACAAGGACCUUUUGCACAAGCUCCACUUGGCUAAGGUUGGCGACUGCAUGGGCGAGGGCGGCGACCGACCCAUCCGCCGCAACAACAGCUACACGUCCUACACCAUGGCUAUCAUCGGUAUGCACGGCGACUUCAAGCACAAGGACGGUGAGCCCCAGGAUGGGGACAAGGCACCCGGGCAGGGCCAGGAUAGAAAGCGCAUACGCAUGGACAGCUACACCAGCUACUGCAACGCCGUGGCCGAGCACGCCACGCCCGAAGGCCUCGGCGAGGAUGAUGUAGCGUUGGAGAUGGGAAAGGAGGACGCGGCAAGCACCCAGAGCUCCCUGGACGAGGAUGGACUGGACGCGGACAAACCCGAAGUGUCCACGCUCUUCCAGUUCCUUCAAAUUCUCACCGCCUGCUUCGGUUCCUUCGCUCAUGGAGGAAAUGAUGUCAGCAACGCGAUUGGCCCGUUGGUGGCACUCUGGCUGCUUUACAGCAGCGGCAGCGUGACGUCCAACGAUGCUACACCCGUGUGGCUGCUGCUCUACGGAGGUGUGGGCAUCUGCAUGGGCCUGUGGGUGUGGGGCCGCAGAGUCAUCCAGACUAUGGGCAGGGACCUUACACCCAUUACCCCAUCAAGUGGUUUCAGCAUCGAGUUGGCAUCGGCUGUGACCGUGGUAGUGGCUUCUAACAUUGGACUGCCCGUCUCCACCACACACUGCAAGGUGGGCUCCGUGGUGGCCGUGGGCUGGCUUCGCUCCAAGAAAGCGGUUGACUGGCGUCUGUUCCGCAACAUCUUCAUGGCCUGGUUUGUCACUGUACCCAUCUCGGGUCUGAUCAGCGCUGCUAUCAUGGCCAUCUUCAUGUAUGCCUUCAAAAGCACCAUGUGAGCCUUCGGUCCCCUGCUGGGGAGAAGAGAGAGAGAAGACGACGACCGCUCCGGUGCGCAACGAGAGGAGUGCAGUUGGGUGGGGUUCACCUCAAGCCCAUGGGGAAAAGAAAAAAGCGGGGGGGGGAAUACUUGAUGUUUAGUGGGAAUUGUGAUAUAGGCCUUUUGGUUCAUGGCGGCGUCAUGCAACAGCCCACAAUAUAUUGCUUGUUUCCAGUCGGGCCUCCCAUUGAGAAAACUUGUUGCAUUUCUUUGUUCUCAUUUGCUUUUCAUGUCUUCUCAUUCUGUAAAAGGCAACAACGACUAAUACAUUCUUUUUUUCUUUUACUUUGCAGUUCUGUAAAUACAACGGUAUUGUUUUAACUACGUUUAGCAAAAAGGUAGAAAAAGAACGAAAAUGCAGUAUUAGACUUAUGCAGACCUCGGCUUUAACAUGUGCUGGAGUAGAUGCAAAGCUAUUUUUUUUUUUUUUAUAUAUGUAUGAACUGAAAACCAGAUAAUGGUUUGAGUCAGAUUCUACACGAUUGGUAUACUCCGGCAGUGAGACCAAUGUAUUCACUACAUUUAAAAAAACCAACAUUGUUGAGGGAUAGAAAAUCAUAUUUACAAAUAUUUGACUCAUGAUAUUGCUAAAGAUAGAACGAGAGGCAGGCAAAAAGCUAAUUGUGCAUCUAAUCAGCAAGAGUGUCCAUGCUUAGUGUGAUAUUUGAUCGUUUCUUGUAAGUGUGGCAUGUUCAAAGCUAUUUUUAGAAUAUGCAACAGGCCAAUAAAAACGAGGUACAGAAAGCAAUUGGCUGACUUCGCCAAAUACGUGCCCCUCGAGAACUAUCAGCGCCAGCUAUUGAAACACUGAACAAUAUCGUUACAUGAAUUGGAUGUCAAAACAAGAAUGUGCUGAAAUCCAGUUUACCUUAUCAAUCCUUUGUUACAUUUACACGCAGGUGCCCAAUUGCCUCUACAGCGGGUUUAUUUUUCCCCCCCCCUCUUUUAGCUGGCAAUUGACAAAGCACGAUUUUGCAUUUGAGAACAGACGUUGCAUUCCAUUGGUAGUUGUGUAAAUGCUCUAGUUGCCUUAAAAUGUUUCAUUUGCUCUUUAGUUACCAAAGAAUUUUCUAUUUGUUUUUUAAAUAUGAACAUACUGAGCCAUGUUAUUAAUGGAAAAAGUCAAGAAACAAUGUUAUGUCAAAGUUCAACAAUAAAAGUUGGGUUCUGAG
Syngnathus typhle (broad-nosed pipefish) is the source of this 3809-nucleotide messenger RNA. It is a transcript of the gene slc20a1b, whose product is annotated as solute carrier family 20 member 1b. The transcript has 11 exons. Bases 536 to 2596 code for a protein of 686 amino acids. Gene Ontology annotation, molecular function: phosphate transmembrane transporter activity. Gene Ontology annotation, biological process: phosphate ion transmembrane transport. Lineage: Eukaryota; Metazoa; Chordata; Actinopteri; Syngnathiformes; Syngnathidae. The record is from RefSeq and is a predicted model, not a curated record. Gene Ontology annotation, cellular component: membrane.